Molecule: messenger RNA, 5022 nt
Organism: Closterium sp. NIES-65
Lineage: Eukaryota; Viridiplantae; Streptophyta; Zygnematophyceae; Desmidiales; Closteriaceae
Source: the annotation of a GenBank genome assembly
AUGGAGGAAAUACCCGACAGUCACGCGUACGUGGAAGCGCCAAUGGAGGGCGUGGAGAUGGAAGAAACUGUGCAGGGUGUCGAUGCACCUUCUAACGAGGAUGGACACGCUUUCUCAGCACCGGAAGCGGCGGCGGAGCCAGGAUCGAGCGCCGCUGAAUACUUCGCGGCGACGGAUGCGGGUUUCCCGGCGUCCGAUGCGGCGCCAGAUGCGGCGGCCGAUGCGGGUUACCCAGCGCACGAGAGCGCGGCAGCGGCGGCGGCGGAGCUGGAAGGCGACGGAAGGGACGCGGAAGGAACGACGGCAGCGCCGACGACGGUGAUCACGGAAGAUGCGGAGAACCUUCUGGACGACAUGCUGGGAGAGUCAGAUCCUACAACUGAGCCUGCUGCCGAACCAGUUCCUGCUGAGCCUGCUCCCGUGGCUGAUGCACAAGCUGCGAUCACUGCGGUUGGUGGGGAGGUUCUUGCCGAUGCUGCCCCUGAGGUUUCUCCCCCUGCUGCGGAAACACCUGCAGAGGAAUCUGCUCCUGCAGAGGAAACGGCACCAGCGGAGGGGACAUCAGCAGGCGCGCUAGAGGGAACCGGAACUGGUGCAGAGGUGUAUGCUUUUACAGAGGAACCUGUUGCUGCAGAGGAAUCUGCUCCUGCAGAGGAGAGCCAACCGCAGGGUGGUAACCAGGAGUCUGUUCCGCCAGUGGGGGACGCACAGGGGGAGGCGGAAGCGGCUCCGCCAGUAGAGGGGAUGGGUAUGGAUGUGAAGCAUGGUGAUGGGAGUGGUGCGUACGGGCAGCAGGAGCAGGGGCAGCCUAUAACGAGUAUGGGCCUGGAUGUAAAGGUGGGAGAGGGAGGCCUGGAAGGGGGGCAGGUGGUGGGGGGAGAGGGGGAGGUGAUGGGGGAGGGAGGGCAAGUGGUGGGGGGAGAGGGGGAGGUUAUGGGGGAGGGAGGACAAGGGGAGGGAGAGCAUAUGGGAGAGCAUAUAGAUGAGCAGGAGGGGGAUGAAGUGCUACGGCUUCGGAUGGGUAUGGAUGUGAAACAUGAUGGGGAAACAGCGGAAGAGGCGCAGGUGGUGGGGGGAGAGGGGCAGGUGGCAGGGGGCGAGAUGACGCAUGAAGGGGAGAUGGUGCAGGGGGGAACGGGCGAGCAGGGGGGAGUGGGGGGAGAUGCCCAAUACGAGCAGCAGGUUGGCGCAGUGGGCAGCGCGGGCGGGGAGCACGGGGAGCAUGGGGAGCAUGGGGGGCAGCCGCAUGAAGGGGAGGCGCAGGCGGGGGGGAGAGCAUGGGGGCCAUGGGGGGGAGGUGCAUGCAGGGGGGGAGCAUAUGGUGCAAGAGUAUGCAGCGCAGGAGCAUGGGGGUGGGGAGUACGGGGCACAGGGGUAUGUGGGGGAGGCUUAUGCGGGGCAGCAGCAAGAGGGGGAGGCUUAUGCGGGGCAGCAGCAGCAGGAGGGGCAGGAGGUAAUGAAGGGAUGGGGAUGGGUAAUGAAGGGUACGCUCAGGGGGAACAGGGGGAGCCGCAGGGUGGGUACACGGGAGAGCAGGGCCAGGCACAUGAGGGGUACGGGCAAGAGGGGGCGCAUGCAUAUGUGGUUGGUGGGGAGGCUGGAGGGUAUGCGGAAGGGCAGACGGGGGGACACGUGGAGGGGCAGACGGGGGGACACGUGGAGGGGCAGACGGGGGGACACGUGGAGGGGCAGACGGGGGGACACGUGGAGGGGCAGACGGGGGGGACACGUGGAGGGACAGAUGGAAGGACACAUCUGAUUCUGAUGCAGCAGCAGCUGCCGCAGCCGCCGCCCGGGCCGGCAGUGGGCAACCUGAUGAUGCUGCCCAUGCUGCUGGAUCAGAUCGAAGCACACAUCCUGUUCUAUGGACGCAUCUUUCGCAAGGAGCCUUUGGAGGAGGAGCUGCGGAAUCUCGUCUUUGCCUCCAUGCCCUCAGACCUAGGCACGCCAGAGCAUGAGCACUGGCUCGAGGUGGUGGAGGCUUGGGGGGGGGGCGCAAGCGCAUGCCAGAGCACGCCCUAUGCUUACAGCAAUCUGUCCCACUCCUUCCCAUACAUUCGCACUCAUUCCCACUCCCUCCAACCAGACCUAGGCACACCAGAGCAUGAGCGCUGGCUUGAAGUGGUGGAGGCUUGGGAGGAGCGCAAGCGCAUGAUUGGCUACCAAGCCUCGGGCGGCCGAGGCAGGGGGAGAGGUCGGGGCCGAGGUAGGGGGAGGGGCAGGGGGCGGGGGAGGGGGAGGGGGAGAAGGGGCGCGUAUGCUGCCCAUGGGGGGGGAUAUGGGGGCAGGGGGGAAUACCCGGGGGAAGAAGGGGAGGAGGGGUAUUACGCAGGGAACGGGAUGGGGGCAGGGGGGAUGAGGAGAGGGGGAGUGUGGGAUUCGGAGGGAAUGGAAGGGGAAGAGGGUAAUCCAGGGGAAAUCGACGGGGAAAUUCCCCACAGAAAAUACCGAGUCGGGCCUAGAAUCCCUGCAGAAGCGCAGAAAUUGGGGGCGGUUUUGGGGAGGGCGGCGUGGGGGAAAGUGGAGGAAGAAGAGGCGAGGGAGUAUCUGUUGGGUUUGGCCCCGGAUAGGGCGAUUGCAGAGGAAGCUGCUGGGAGGGCGGCUGCUGCUGCUGCGGUGGCUGGGAAGCAUGCCGCUGCUGCUCUUGGGUUGGUGUGUGUGGAUGGGGCGAAGGGGAAGGGAGGAGAGGAGAAGAAGGAUGAGGAGCUCUAUGAGGUGGACAACUGCCACGUGGAGGCUGACAGCUCAGCAGGGAAGCUGGCUGCGCAGGCAUUGGCUGCUGCUGCUGUUGCUCGCAGCGAGGAGGGGAGGGAGUGGAGGGAGGGGGGCGGGGGAGGAAGGGGGAGAGGAGGGAGGAAGGGGGAGAAAGGAGGGGUGAAGUAUGUACUUGCGCUGCAGGUUAAGCCGAGGAGGGUUAGGAGGACGGCUAGGGAGCUUGGGAAGAUGGGAGAUGGGGUGUGGGAGGAGGAGGAGGAUGAGGAGGAAGUAGAGGGGUUGGAGGGGGUGCAGGGGGCUUCUCCUAUGGACGAAUCAGGAGCUGCCACGUGGACGGAGGAGGAAGGGUUUGGGGGAGGGGGAGGAGGUUCGGGGGGGAGGGGAGGAAUAGGGGGAGGGAUAGGGGGAGGAGUAGGGGGAGGGAUGGGGGGAGUGGUAGGCGGAGGGGUGAGCCCUGUGGCGUUUCAGGGGUAUGAGGGGACGCCUGGGGGAAGGGGAAGCGGAAGGGGGAGGGGGAGGGGGAGGGGGAGAGGCAGGGGGAGGGGCAGGGGCAGGGGGAGGGGGAGGGGGCGUGGGCGCAAGUCAGUCUGGGACGAAGGGGAGGAUGAGGGGGAGGAAGGGGGGGAGUGGCGGGUGGGGAAGAGGUCGCGGGGGGAGAUGGAGGGCGGGGGGGGAGUAUGGGGAAGAGGAAGGGGAGGAGGAGGCGGAGGAGGAGGAGGGGGGACAGACUCUGCGACACAAGUUCACUGUGGGGUCCUUUGUAGAGGUAUGUACGGGGCAUGGCAUGGCACAUAUGGUAUGGCAUGUAUGGGGCAUGGCACGAAUGGUAUGGCAUGUAUGGGGCAUGGCACGUGUGGUAUGGCAUGUAUGGGGCAUGGCACGUAUGGUAUGGCAUGUAUGGGGCAUGGCACGUAUGGUAUGGCAUGUAUGGGGCAUGGCACGUAUGGUAUGGCAUGUAUGGGGCAUGGCACGUAUGGUGGCAUCCAACGAGGAGGGCGUGAGGGGCAGCUGGUUCACCACGGGCACGGUGCUGCAGAUUGUGGGCAACUCACCGUGGCGUCCAACGAGGAGGGGCUGAGGGGAAGCUGGUUCACAGGCACGGUGCUGCAGAUUGUGGGGAACCGGGCGUUGGUGCGAUACGACGAGCUGCUGGAUGACGAUGCUUGGUUCACGGGCACGGUGCUGCAGAUUGUGGGCAGCCGGGCGUUGGUGCGAUACGGCGAGCUGCUGGACGAUGAUGGUGAGUGCGUGACACAUGACGUGCUGAUCACGCUCUUGCACUUCCCCCCAGAGGGGAAGGGCCAGCAGCCUGAGAGGCGGCAGAAUCCCGUUUCUUCCUCUUCUCCCACCCACCCUCCCCACCUCUCUCCAUGCACGCACCAACUAGAGGAGUGGGUGGGGCUCGUCCCGCCCUCCCCUUCUGCAAGCAACGCCUCUCGCUUCGUCUCGUGCGUACCUUCAGCCCAACAGGGGAAGGGCCAGCAGCCUGAGAGGCGGCUGAAUCCCGUUUCUUCCUCUUCUCCCACCCACCCUCCCCACCUCUCUCCAGGCACGCAUCAGCUAGCUGGAGGAGUGGGUGGGGCUCGUCCCGCCCUCCUCUGCAGGCGACGCAGAGGAAGGGCGCGCAGCCUGAGAGGCGGCUGUACGCACCAGUUGGAGGAGUGGGUGGGGCUGGUCCUGCCCUCGCCUGCUGCAAGUGACGCUUCCCGCUUCGUCUCUGCGUACCUUCGGCCCCCCAGAGGAAGGGCGCGCAGCCGGAGAGGCACCCACCAGUUGGAGGAGUGGGUGGGGCUGGUCCCGCCCUCCCCCUCUGCAAGCGACUCCUCUCGCUUCGUCUCUGGCGUGCCGACAGCUCCCCAGAGGAAGGGCGCGCAGCCGGAGAGGCGGCUGAGGCCCGGGAGGGAGAGGGGGAGGCGGCGGAGGGUGGCGAUGGGGCGCGUGUGGGCCGUGGGGGACAGAGUCGACGCAUGGGUGGACGACGGGUGGUGGGAGGGGGUCGUCACGGCAGUGGACGCACAGGGACCCAAAAUCACAGGCUUCACUGUGGAGUUUCCAGGGUACGGGGAGAUGGGGCAGAAGCAGGUGCGGCCGUGGGGGUUACGCCCGUCAAUGGUGUAUGACACACAGGGCCACCUCUGGCACCUCGUCAAGAUCAGGGGCGCGUCGCUUGCUGCUUACUGCCACUCCUCUCUUCCCUCUCUCCCCUUCCUGCUCCCAACCCUUCCCGUUGCCGCUGCUUCUCCCCCUGCUCUCCCCCUGCUCCUCCCCCUGCUCCUCUUCCCCGCCCCCCCUUCUCCCCUUGGCUAG